UACGGUGGGUCUAUGAAAAGGGAACGUCCCUCUGUUUUCAUCGCUCAUUUAAGAGAGUAGCAACUAAGAACAUCACGUUGCUUUCUUUUCAAAGUCUUCAGAGUUGAAUUAAAUUAGCCCAAAAUAUCAAUACCUUUCUAAUUAAGAAAUGGACUCUGAACAAUUUCGCGCAGCUGCCCACCAAAUGGUUGACUACGUCAUCGAUUAUCUGGAUAACAUCCGCAAUAGGCGCGUUUUGCCGACGGUAGAGCCGGGAUAUCUACGCAAACUGAUUCCAGAAGAAGCUCCAGAACAAGGCGAAACAUGGCAAUCCAUUUUUCAGGAUAUCGAACGCGUCAUUAUGCCCGGCGUGACACAUUGGCAUUCACCGAAUUUCCACGCUUAUUACCCAACGGGCAACUCAUGGCCGGCAAUGCUAGCGGACAUACUUAGCGAUGCCAUUGGAUGUGUCGGAUUCUCAUGGAUCGCUAGUCCAGCUUGUACGGAACUUGAAGUGGUCAUGAUGGACUGGCUGGGCAAAUUGAUCGGCUUACCUCCUGUGUUUCUGGCCAGCACCGGUGGUAAAGGUGGCGGCGUCAUCCAGGGGACGGCCAGUGAGGCCAUGCUGGUCGGCCUUUUGGCGGCCAGAUCGAAGACACUAAAACGACUCAAGGCCGAUAAUCCCGAAAAAGAUGAAAAAACAUUGGCUAGUCGUUUAGUGGCAUAUUCUUCAGACCAAUCGCAUUCGGCUGCGGAACGGGCGGGACUCCUAGCCGGCGUUCACGUCCGCGUCCUCCCUACCGACGAUCAACUUCAUUUGCGUGCCGACGCACUCCAGUCGGCCAUCAAGGAGGACACAGCCAAUGGCAAAAUUCCGUUUUUCGUGGUUGCUACCCUCGGGACGACGCCUUCGUGUUCUUUCGAUGACAUUGAGGAACUAGGACCUGUUUGUAACGAUCAUUUGCUGUGGCUGCACGUCGACGCAGCUUACGCAGGUUCGGCGUUUGUGUGCGAAGAGCAUCGUCAUUACAUGAAAGGAAUUGAAGAGGCCGAUUCGUUUAAUUUCAACCCUCACAAAUGGCUUUUAGUUAAUUUUGAUUGUUCUGCCAUGUGGCUUAAAGAUGCGAAUGACAUCGUCAGCGCUUUCAAUGUUGACCCCAUCUUCCUGAAACACGACCAUCAAAACAGUGCGCCCGACUUUCGGCAUUGGCAGAUUCCAUUGGGUCGACGAUUCCGGUCGUUAAAACUCUGGUUCGUGAUGCGUUCGUACGGCGCCCAAGGGCUUCGCGAUUACAUCCGCAAACAAAUUCAAUUGGCCGAACAGUUUCACCACAUGUUGGCAGCAGACGAUCGUUUCGAAUUCCCAGUUGCUCCCUCCAUGGGACUAGUUUGCUUCCGUCUCAAAGGAGAAAACAGUCUAAGUGAGGCGCUUUUGAAGCGUAUCAACGAAGCCGGCCAAGUGUACAUGAUUCCGGCUAAACUGCACGAAACGUACAUCAUCCGCUUUGCCGUUUGUUCCCGUUUUACGGAACUGAGCGACGUUCAAGCGUCUUGCGAAGAGAUCCGACGUCACGCCAACGAGACAUUGCCAGCGCCUAAUCAAAACUAGAAAACAUCAACUUCACGAUAUUCAAACCUUAGAAACUUGUUUUUCAAUGUUAGAUGAAUAAUUAUUAUCGCUUGAAAGCCGAUAUGCGAUUGGUAAUGUACAAAGUUCAAUAAAAACAUCGUGAAUCGACA
Molecule: messenger RNA, 1719 nt
Organism: Daphnia magna
Lineage: Eukaryota; Metazoa; Arthropoda; Branchiopoda; Diplostraca; Daphniidae
Product: aromatic-L-amino-acid decarboxylase
Biological process (GO): catecholamine metabolic process; amino acid metabolic process; serotonin biosynthetic process
Molecular function (GO): pyridoxal phosphate binding; aromatic-L-amino-acid decarboxylase activity
Source: RefSeq, a predicted model, not a curated record